AAUCGCCGCCGGAGAAUCUUUCCGCCUGAAAACAAUCGGAAUCUCCAGAAUCUCUAAUUCCGAUGGAAGGUGUCAUCACAUGUUUCCACACCAAAUGCGUCUCUCUUCCAGCUCGUCCCAUCCCACUUUCUCGGUGGAGGAACCGUAAUCUAGUCUCUUCAAUCCCGCGGAGGUCUUUGUGCGUUUCAGCUUCGAGCUCGGAUACUUUACUCGCCGGCGGGUCGCCAAAGGAAGACGAAAGGCAGAGCAAAGUAUCAAGCAAAGGUGAUGACUCAGAGGAUUUGAAGCUGUGGAUGGAUAAGAAAGGUUUGCCACCGUGCAAGAUUUUACUCAAGGAGAGACCCGCUCAUGAUCAGAACCAUAAACCUAUACAUUACGUUGCUGCUAGUGAAGAUCUUCAGAAGGGUGACGUGGCGUUUUCAGUUCCAAACUCUUUGGUGGUCACACUCGAAAGAGUCUUGGGAAACGAGACUAUUGCUGAACUGUUGACGACGAACAAGUUGUCUGAACUGGCGUGCCUAGCUUUGUAUUUGAUGUAUGAGAAGAAACAAGGGAAGAAGUCAGUUUGGUAUCCUUAUAUAAGAGAACUUGAUCGUCAAAGAGGACGAGGUCAGUUAGAUGUGGAGUCCCCGUUGCUGUGGUCAGAGGCUGAGUUGGAAUACUUAACUGGUAGCCCGACGAAGGCAGAAGUUCUUGAGAGGGCUGAGGGGAUUAAAAGAGAAUACUCGGAGCUUGACACUGUCUGGUUCAUGGCUGGAUCUUUGUUUCAGCAAUACCCAUUUGACAUACCAACUGAAGCUUUUUCAUUUGAGAUUUUCAAACAGGCGUUUGUUGCCAUUCAGUCCUGUGUUGUGCAUUUACAAAAUGUUAGUUUGGCUCGUCGGUUUGCUUUGGUUCCACUUGGCCCUCCCUUGUUGGCCUACUGUUCCAACUGCAAGGCAAUGCUUACAGCUGUUGAUGAUGCUGUUGAACUCGUGGUAGAUAGGGCAUAUAAGGCUGGGGAUCCGAUAGUUGCCUGGUGUGGGCCACAACCCAAUGCGAAGUUGCUUCUUAACUAUGGAUUCGUGGAUGAAGAUAACCCUUAUGAUAGAAUAAUCGUUGAGGCAGCGCUGAGCACUGAUGAUCCUCAAUAUCAGGACAAGAGAUUGGUUGCUCAAAGGAACGGAAAAUUAUCCCAACAAGUUUUCCAGGUUCGUGUGGGAAAAGAAAGAGAAGCUGUUCAAGACAUGCUUCCGUACCUGCGAUUGGGUUAUAUGUCCGAUCCUGCUGAAAUGCAAUCAGUUAUUUCGUCCCAAGGUCCAGUUUGUUCAAUGAGCCCUUGUAUGGAAAGAGCAGUACUAGAUCAGCUUGCUGAUUACUUCAUGAGACGCUUGUCUCGCUACCCUACUACCCUGAAAGAAGAUGAUGCAAUGUUGGCAGAUCCUAGUUUGAAUCCUAGGAAGCGUGUCGCCACACGGCUUGUCCGAUUGGAGAAGAAAAUGCUAGCUGCAUGCCUUGUGGCAACAGUUGAUUUUUUAAAUGAGUUGCCAGAUACAAGCAUCUCUCCAUGUCCAGCACUCUACGCUCCCUCUUUGAAAUAAGAAGACACUUGUCUGUUUUUAUCUUUUCUCAAAUAGAGUUUAACCAUUCAUUUUUGUAAUUGAUACAUUGGUUUAUAUGGCGAAAUGAUUAGAAAUAUUUUACAAUUUGGUGUAUAUAUAAUUUUAAUAUAUAAUGGUUUAUGUGUCUA
This is a messenger RNA of Brassica rapa (field mustard), 1729 nucleotides long. Its product is annotated as ribulose-1,5 bisphosphate carboxylase/oxygenase large subunit N-methyltransferase, chloroplastic. Gene Ontology annotation, molecular function: protein-lysine N-methyltransferase activity. The record is from RefSeq and is a predicted model, not a curated record. Gene Ontology annotation, biological process: peptidyl-lysine monomethylation. NCBI's taxonomy places the organism in Eukaryota, Viridiplantae, Streptophyta, Magnoliopsida, Brassicales, Brassicaceae. Gene Ontology annotation, cellular component: chloroplast stroma.